AUGUCUGCGCGGCGGUCAGGGCUGCAGAAAGACGUUCUAGAGCUUUACAGACGCGCCUUGCGCAUGGUGCGUGCUAAACCUGAAUCAACACGCCCCAAAUUCUUGCUGUUCGUUCGCUACAACUUCCGGCAACAAGCACAGAAUAUCUCGCCCCGCGAUGUGAGCGCUAUAGAACACCUGAUGCGCCGAGGUCGAAGACAGCUCGAGACAUAUGAGAGCCCCGCUGUGAAGGAUUGCUGGGUGUCACAAGAGAUGUGGAACUGGGAAAUGGACCACCGGGGGAGAAUCACUCGUCCUACCCCAUGA
Heterobasidion irregulare TC 32-1 is the source of this 306-nucleotide messenger RNA. RefSeq lists its product as uncharacterized. The transcript has 2 exons. Gene Ontology annotation, biological process: mitochondrial respiratory chain complex II assembly. The record is from RefSeq and is a predicted model, not a curated record. Bases 1 to 306 code for a protein of 101 amino acids. Gene Ontology annotation, cellular component: mitochondrion. Lineage: Eukaryota; Fungi; Basidiomycota; Agaricomycetes; Russulales; Bondarzewiaceae.